This is a messenger RNA of Zingiber officinale, 1113 nucleotides long. RefSeq names its product CASP-like protein 4A3. Lineage: Eukaryota; Viridiplantae; Streptophyta; Magnoliopsida; Zingiberales; Zingiberaceae. The transcript has 3 exons. The coding region runs from base 65 to 808 and encodes 247 amino acids. The record is from RefSeq and is a predicted model, not a curated record.
AAUCUCAAUGCCCUCGCCUACUGAGUGAGGAUCCGGAGUGCCCAAACCCCCAAUUCCGAUAACGAUGGGCUCACCUUCCCGGUCACCGCCCCCGGAGGCGGAGAGAGACGCCACCCCUUCGUCUCCGGUCUCGAAAUCAGACCUCCCGGGGCCAACGUUGAAGGAGCUGGCGAUCGAUGACCAUCCAUAUCAGGACAAUAGCCUCGCCGUCGCGCUGAGCAUCGUCGGUACUGGCGACGGAGAGGCACCCAGAUCCCGAGGACCUGAGAUCCGCUGCUCUGUCCCUCCCAGGGAGAACGGUAUCGGCGUGUUUCCGGAAAUCUUGCGGCGGCGAGCUUUGAUGAGGGCGGCAUUCGGGCUUAGGGUUUCCGCUGCGUUGCUGUGUCUGGUGUCGUUUUCCAUCAUGGUCGCCGACAAUACCCCGGGGUGGGCCGGUGACUCCUUUGCCCGCUACAGCGAGUACCGGUACUUGGUUUCCGUCAAUGCCAUGGCUUUUCUCUACUCGGCGUUUCAAGCAUACGGGAAGAUCCACCAUCUGAUCUUCAAGAAAAUCAUCAUCCACCCUCCAUUAAGUUUCUACUUUGAUCUUGCGAUGGAUCAGGUGCUUGCUUAUCUUCUGUUAUCAGCCUCUUCUAUAGCAGCUUCUCGUAACGAUGUAUGGGUCUCAAGAUUUGGUAGUGAUGAAUUUAUCCAGUUGGCCGAUGGUUCAAUCACUAUAGCCUUCCUAGCUUUUGUUCCACUCUCAUUGAGUGCCCUCAUCUCAGCCCACAAUCUCUUCAGAUGGCGAUCCGGCGGUGCUACAUUGUAGACGGAAACAUUGGUGUCGAAUUGUGUAUAAAGCUAAUGUACAGAGGAAUAAUGCUUGCUAAAACCCCUCUGGAAUAUGGGCUUGUCGGACGAACUUGGAAACGAAGCUGUCUGCUGAGAAGUCAUCUGUGCUUGCUUUCUUCUAGGUGGGAGUGAACGUGCUUCAUGUAUUUCCUUUUCCAUAAUACAUAGGCUUUGUGGGAGCAUAUGAUCAUCUGUAGGUUAAAACCCUGGGAGGGGCUUGUUGCUCCAUUGCACCUUGCAAAUUUCAAUUUUGUUCAUGAAUGCAUUAUACCAUGUUUCUUC